Molecule: messenger RNA, 2878 nt
Organism: Podarcis raffonei (Aeolian wall lizard)
Lineage: Eukaryota; Metazoa; Chordata; Lepidosauria; Squamata; Lacertidae
Exons: 18
Coding region: 152-2500 (782 amino acids)
Cellular component (GO): cytoplasm
Source: RefSeq, a predicted model, not a curated record
GGUACAAAUGCUCUAAAUGAAUACAAGGUUGAAUAUGGUCUCUAAGGAAAUGGAGGACAGAUAUUUUCAGUUUGUUUCCCAACCUACCUCAUCUGCGCUUUCCUGAUCAACACAAAAACAUGAAUGGGUCUGAUCCAUUCUUCACAUUCUGAUGUUCCUGUUUCUCUUUUCUCAUGGACAGGGAAUUGAUUGUGAUGAAGAUGAAAUAUCAGAAAUCAGCCUGGAAGAUGGGGAGGAUCUUCCUCCAAGCAUCCCAACCACAGCUUCUCUGGAUGCGGCUGAUCUUCCUCCUGAAAGCGUCAGCAAGGAACAUCUGAAGGCCAGACUUACGGAGGUCGUCGCCACGAUGAAGAGUGGGAAGAUCCGAAGGAAGGCGCUCCGAGAUCUUUCCGCCCUCCUGCAGAAGAUCCAGGAAUAUCCUUCGGAAGCGCUUCCUGCAUCCUCCCUUGGCCAACUGGUGGCUAUUUCCUCUCUGUGCGCACUGGAUCCGGACCUGGAGUGCAAGCAGCGGGCAGCAGAGGCCCUCUGCCAUCUUCUGCCCAUUCUGCAGCGCAACGAAGAGACACUGGCAGGAACGUUAAGCAACCAAAUACUUAUCACCAGAGCUGAGAAGGUCCUCAAAUCCCCCGGAGGACCGGUUCCUGAAUUGUUCGUGAAUAAUUGUUUCCAUCUUGCCAGGGUCUUUGGCGCCUUUCUCCCUGCGGAGCAGCUCUUGGAGGCCAUGUGCUUCCUGGCCAGAGACCUAGUUGUCGAGAGCAGCUUCAACCCACUGGAUAUCUCCCACUUACUGCAAGAAUUCAUCAAGCAGUUUGGCGGCACAAAAGUGGAGGUGAAGGUGCUGCUGGAGGCCUUCUAUAAGAUCGCCCAGGGGCCUACAGUGCAAGGCAGAGACAUGGCCGUCGUUGCUUUGUCCACCCUGUCACACCAGCACCUGGUGAAAGUGGUGGAAUAUCUCUUCCAGUUUCUCUUCAGAGACUGUGAGAGAGUGUGGAAGGAGGUUUUAGCAUCGGCCGAACCAGAAAAGUUGAUCCAUCUCAUGGCCAAGCAGAUUUACCAAAGCCCCUUGGCGGAAUCUGCCACCCAAGUGCAACAUCUCACCAGCCUGUUGCACGCCAUCCUCAGGAUGGAGGACUACAAGGCAGCUGUGCGCCAGAACUUCCCACAGCUGCUGAUCGCUCUCCUGGGGAUGGUUAUGAACUUCCACUACGACCAGGAAUUCCUCGGAGGGGCUAAGGAAGUUCUGCACCUCCUUCUUGGCACCACUGGAGAGGAAGUAGAGACGGCCAUCGUCGACCAACUUUUCUGCCGGGAGAAUUUCAGCCAGGGGUUGUCUGCCAUGGUGAGAGCUAUCGGAAAGCGACGCUGGUGGAUCCCUCCCAUGGCGGAAAAUAUCACCGCUGCUCUCAAGGACAAGGCAUUUGCUGGAAUGCCACAAGUUGCGGCAGCUAUCUACAUCGAGCUGCUCAGCUGCCAUCUGCUUCCCUGUGAGGAUACACUGGAGCAGCUCUUCAACUGGCUGGAACAUGACUACCUGCAAGUCCGGAAGCUCAGCAUCAGAGGGAUAUCCCUGCUUCUGGACUCUGACAUGGAUCCUUCGCUUCUGCGGCUCUUGCUGCUGGAUUCCCUCCUUGAUGCAAAAGCCGAUGUCCUCCCAGAGUUGAUAGAGCUGGUACACCGAGCCUACCUCUCCGGGGACCUGGGAGAGAAAGAGCUGAAGAUGCUGGCGGCAACUUACUGCGGUCUGGUUGCCCAUGAGGAAGACUCCGUCCGGGCAUCAGCCAUCCAACAUCUGGGGCUGCUUCGAGGCUGGGUGAGAGACCAAAGGCUUCCCAUAACAUCAACAGAAGAAGAAGCCAUUAACGAACUGGUUGUCGUCCUCAUUCACCUCGAAGACGAGGAUGAGGUGGCCAAGGCCGCAAGGAGGGCUCUUUCCCAUCUAGCCCCAGAAGUCAAGUGGUGGGCUCAUCCCAACAAAUUUAGUCUCCACUUUGCUCUCCACCAGGCUGCCAAGCAUCUGGUAAGGUCCCUCUGCUUCUUUGGCAGCUUUGCCCAGGGAUGUCUUUGGGAGUGCAAGGCUCUUCUGCCAUGCUCUCAAGCCUCUCUGAUGCCACUUCUCCUUUGUCUUUGCCCACAGAGCAAGACCUUCAGCAAGGACAUCCUUCGGAGUGUUGCCUUGUUAUGUACGGAGCUGUCUGCAAACAGGCUGCCAGCAGUCUCCAGGAUGGCAGCUCUGCUUCUGGGUCAUCUGGCUUUCCGGGAUGCCGGUUUCAUCCACAAUCAAGACAUGGCAUCCUAUGGAAAAUGGCUGGAAGAGAUGCAGCAGCACGACGAAGAAAGGCUCAGGCAGACAGGGAGGAGCUGCCUGAACAUCAUGCAGCGGGCCUAUAGACAUCGGGAGGAAGGAAGGGUCCUGCGCUUUUUGAGGAGGAUGCUCCACUGCUUUCACAGGGAACCUUACCCACAGGACUUCCUGAGCUGCAUGCCAGAACAUCCGGAGUAGCGCCAGGCCAAGGCAACGCGGACACCAGAGUUGUGCUGCAGAGAUACCAUCUUCUGCUCUCCGCAGGAUCCAGUCUGGACCAGCGCCAGGAACAUCACCGCCAUCAGGAUCGACCAAGAGGAGUGGUGCUGCCCUCACGACCCUCCGUACACAGUGGUCAAGAUGCACAUCAGGGUUAACAUCAACUUCAUCGUGAUCAAGGAACUCCAUGGGUUCAAGGAGACCAAGGAUAUCAACAACUCCUCUUUCUGUGCUGAGGUCCCUACAGGUAAGCGUUUGACCUCUACUAUUUCUUCUAGGGUCACUAUUGCAUAUCCUGCCUUCCUUUUCCCUUCCCAGAUGAAGCUGCUCCUGUCCAUGAAGUAUUCCACAUCAUGG